Messenger RNA from Hyalella azteca, 5849 nucleotides. RefSeq names its product soluble guanylate cyclase 89Db. The coding region runs from base 1007 to 3574 and encodes 855 amino acids. Gene Ontology annotation, molecular function: guanylate cyclase activity; oxygen sensor activity; heme binding. The transcript has 17 exons. Lineage: Eukaryota; Metazoa; Arthropoda; Malacostraca; Amphipoda; Hyalellidae. Gene Ontology annotation, biological process: response to oxygen levels; nitric oxide-cGMP-mediated signaling; cGMP biosynthetic process. Gene Ontology annotation, cellular component: guanylate cyclase complex, soluble. The record is from RefSeq and is a predicted model, not a curated record.
UCAGAAGAGCCGAGACAACGACGAAGAAUCGGAUAAUUCUAGCAGAUACGAGAAGAACAUCGCCGUCGUUCAUAGUUUUCAGAAAAGUCGGACUUUAAAGGGGGGAGUAGAGGGGGCUUUCGACCACCCUGACCUCCCCCCAAUAUGCCAGGCUCCAUCGUCUCUCAAUUUUACAUCAGCAAAUCGCCGAGUUUCCAAAGAGCUUUCUCCACUUUUUCCACUUAACACAGAGGAGGUUUUGGCGGAUCUAGAAACUUGUUCUAUUUCAGUGGAUGGAAUCACUGACUUCAAAUUCACCGAGCCAGUAGAACUGUUUACAGACGAUGUAGAAUGUGCAAAGAAAUUGAAAGAGAGUAAUGAAGUGAAUGGAGUAAAGAUAAAGCAAAGGCCAGUCUCAGAUGGUUAUAAAUUAGCUGAUGAAGUUUACCUCCAACUUGACACUCCGAGGGAGGAAUCAGCAGGAACAGUAAUUCGUUGCCCGUUCAGCGACAUUUCCAUCCAAAUUAAAAACUCAGAUAGGAAGCUUUCUCAACCGUUACCGGAAAUAAGGACGAUUUGUGCUGUAGAGGAGAACUCAUUAAAAACUCCUAAAAUCGAAAUCUCUAACCGAGCGGCAAGGCGAAGAAAGCUCGGAAUCAUCGGAAGACCUAAAGUCAUUGAGCAUAAACCGGAAGAUGUAACGAGGGAAACUUCUCAAGAGUUUGAUCUCAGUCCUAAAUUUGACAGCCUUUAUCGUCGCACAAAAUCGGACGAUAACGCAAAGAAACUUGGCUGUCAACCGAUAGAAUUACCGAUUCAAAAAGAGAUCGGUUCACAAAGGUGUUUGAGCAGCGUGAACAGAGGCUCCUCGUUUGAUCGACAUUUCCCAACUUUUGAUCUGACGAAAUCCAAAUCUGUGGGAUGUGUAUAUCCUAGGCAAGAUAGUUACAGGGGACAAGCUCCGUCGCCAAGUUGUAUCCCAGAUAAAGUUACUGAAAGGACAAGAGCUUCGGAUCAAACCUGCGCCAUGUAUGGCAUGCUGCUUCUCAGCGCUUGUCAGUUCGGACAGGCAGAGUACGGGGACACUCUGUGGUCGAAGGUGCUGGAGUUCGCUGGGGUGAAGAACACGGUGUUCGAUCCACACGUGCGGUACCCUGACCACAUCUUCACCCAGCUCGCCGAAGCCUGUACUGUGCUCAUAGGCGAGGGCGACCAGGAGGACUACAUGGUCUUUUUCGGCAGGUGCUUCGUGCGGUACUGCAGCAGCUACGGGUACGACAAGGUUCUACGCCGUGCUGGUCGCCACUUCUGCCACUUCCUGCAGGAGGUUGACAAUCUGCACGCACAACUCAGAUUCAGCUUCCACAAGAUGCGUUCACCUUCCCUCAUCGUGACGCGCUUCGAUGGCGAGGGCGCCGUGCUGCAGUACCGCAGCUGCCGCGUCGGCUUCACUCACUACGUCAUCGUGGCUGUUGUUGCUGGUGCUGAGGAUGUUGGUGCUGAGGAUGUUGGUGCUGAGGAUGUUGGUGCUGAGGAUGUUGGUGCUGAGGAUGUUGGUGCUGGUGAUGUUGGUGCUGAGGAUGUUGGUGCUGAGGAUGUUGGUGCUGGUGAUGUUGGUGCUGAGGAUGUUGGUGCUGAGGAUGUUGGUGCUGGUGAUGUUGGUGCUGAGGAUGUUGGUGCUGAGGAUGUUGGUGCUGGUGAUGUUGGUGCUGAGGAUGUUGGUGCUGAGGAUGUUGGUGCUGGUGAUGUUGGUGCUGAGGAUGUUGGUGCUGAGGAUGUUGGUGCUGGUGAUGUUGGUGCUGAGGAUGUUGGUGCUGAGGAUGUUGGUGCUGGUGAUGUUGGUGCUGAGGAUGUUGGUGCUGAGGAUGUUGGUGCUGGUGAUGUUGGUGCUGAGGAUGUUGGUGCUGAGGAUGUUGGUGCUGGUGAUGUUGGUGCUGAGGAUGUUGGUGCUGAGGAUGUUGGUGCUGCUGCUGCGUGGCACAUCAACUGCGUGUCUUAUAGGCUGGAUUUCGAUAACCGAGACUUCUUGCAGGACUUCCAGAAGAUGAAGGUGGACUUCAGCAGACCUUCUUUGCCCAACACCACACUGCAUGUGAUAAUGCAGCUGUUCCCAUGCGGCAUUGUGAUGGACGCUGACCUGCGCGUGCGACUGGCGGGUGACCGCAUACAUCAGCUACUGGGCGCGGGGCUCAUCGGCUCAGAAUUUGUGGACCACUUCAGCAUCCGCCGACCCGUCAUGCAAUUCUCGUGGAAGGAGGUGCUGAUGCACGACCGCGUUGCCUGGGAGGUCGUCGCUAGGAUCAAGGCAAACAAUAACAACAGCAGCCACACCAGCGGCACCUCCCCCCUGUCAACUCCAACCCCUCCUGAUGGGGUUCAUGGAGGAAUGUCAUCUUCUAGGGCCUCGUUAGCCCCGGGGUACUCAUGCAACCCCAAGCCCCCGACGUCAGGGUUCACGGGAGGGUUCGCUGGAGCAUCUAGUAAAAGCGUCGGGUCGCUCUCCGCCAUGGCGUGUCCGUUCAGUGCAGAGCUGAGUGGCCAGCGAGCUGAACUAGACGCGUCUCAAGUGUCGCUGGAGCGUCGCAGGUCCCACAGGUCCGAGUGGAUCCAGAAGAACAGGAGUCUGUCCAGCGACCAACAGCUCCACGAGGGCGAGAAGGGACUGCUGCUCAAGGGCCAAAUGUACAUCCUCAAGGACCAUCAGAUGGCCAUGUUCCUCUGCAUGCCGCUGAUCAACAACCAGCAGGAAAUGCGGGACUUGGGACUUUAUUUGAACGACCUCAGCAUGCACGACCUCAGUCGGGAAAUGGCGCUCACUGACUGGCAACAUUGUUCCAACAUCGAGUUGAUGUACAAUCGAGCGGAAGAAAAUUCCGCCAAACUUGAGGAGACUUUGAACCUCCGGGAGCAAUGGAAGGAGCGCGGCGACAACCUCCUGUAUGCCAUGCUGCCCAGGCAGGUGGCCGACCUGUUGCGGCAAGGGCAGCACCCAUUGGAGACCUGUCAGUCGUUCGAGGAAGUCUCGGUGUUGUUCGCCGAGGCGUCGUUGCUGGAGGAGCGCAAGAGCCUCGAGGCCCUCGAGAUCGUGCGGUCCGUCAACGAGAUGUACAACUUGUUGGAUGACCUCACUGACCGAUACAGCGUCUUUAAGGUGGAGACGGUGGGUGGUGUGUACAUGGUGGUGGGUGGUGUGCCGGAGCCCUUAGCUGACCACACAGCCCACGUGGCCGCUCUGGCGCUCCAUAUGACCCGCGCCGUCAACGACAACUUCAGGAGAACCCAUAACAUCCGAAUAGGUAUCCACGUAGGCCCUGUAGUGGCGGGUGUGGUGGGGAACCGUCUGCCGCGGUACUGCCUCUUCGGCGACACCGUCAACACGGCAUCCAGGAUGCUCACUAAUUGCCACUUCGGACGUGUGCACGUGACGGAGCGCUACGCCAAAGCCGUCGAGGCGCUGGGAUUUAGAACGCGGCAUCGAGGCACCCUGCCUAUCAAGGGCAAAGGCACGAUGAGCACCUACUGGCUGGAGGGCUACCAGGACGAGAACGUCGCCCACAAGCGCAGCGACGACAACAGCAGCCAUGCUAGAGUCUAAUAUAUUAUACUCGAACGCAUUCCAUCGAAUAUGAUUAAAUGAAACCAUGUGAUUGAAAAAAGUAUGAAAAACUUUUGUUUGGAACAAAGUGUCAAAUCCAGAUUCAGUGUAAAUCAACAACACGAUAACAAUCGAUUCCCGAGUAGCCAUAAUGGAAUAGCCAUUAGAAAAGUAUGCCUCGACAGCAAACGCACGCUGUUCACUUGUCCAAGGCAUAAUGACAACUGACUAGGCGGGACACAAAACUUCAUGACUUUGCCUUUCAUGUGAAGUGGUAUCAUCCCUUUUCUAAAACAUCUGGCUGCUUGGCCCGAACACAAAACAGGAAGUUUCAGUGAUUCACCCUGAAUAUUUUGGCCUUGCAAAAGUGACGGUAAUUUCUGCAAAAAAGUAAAGCGAUAUCGUAUAAAAAGUGUUUUUUCAACAGCGUGAAUGUUUUCAAAAGUAUAUUUUUGGAGAAAAUGCUUAGCGUUAAUGGAAAAACAUACUUUUUUAGAUCAGAGUUAUAUUUUUAAAAUUAAAUUGAAGAAUGAACAGGAAUGUUGGCGUUAGAAUGUAAGUAGAUGUUUAGUGACGAGUUCGUACGCUUGCUUACGCCAGUACUUGUAGCAUUUUAUAUAAUUUAAAAUGUCACAGUUUUUCACCCGCCAAGACCAGCGAGAACAAGGUAGCGAAAAAACCUAUUCAGAUCUCAUAGAAUUUUCUGUUAAAUGUCUGAGAAAAGAACACAGAAUCUUUCAAAAUAAAUCGCACUGAGGUUUGAGUAAGAAAAAGAAGUCAUGACCAUCCCAGUUCUCAAUUAAAUUCAGCUAGAGAUCAACUAUGUUACAUGGAAUUCUGUCACGAUUCACUUAAGGUAACGGUUAUGAUGCUCCUCUGGGGAAUUUCCUUGAGUAUAUUGACAACAUCGUUUAAUAACAAUGCAGUAUUCAUAGGUUUUUAUUUUUAGUUUACUCUCAAUUACUAGAAUCUAGGGAAGUGGUCGGUGCCUGAAAGCAAUAUGGUGAUACGUUAGAAUGAGCCAUGAAUGGUGAUUAUUUCACAUAUUCAAUUGCUGCUGUUUUUGACUGAAUAAUUUAACCAGUGAAUUUACAAAAACUCCAUUUAUGAAAUGGUGGUUUUGUACUCAGUGCCUGAAAACAAUCACAACAAUCGUAUUUAAACGAAUAAACAAUAGAUCAGAAUGUAUUCCCAGUUGUUCUUUUCUAUACAUAUUGCUUAAAUAAUGCCGUACUGAAACGCUGCCAGAUUUGAAUGACGAAGUAAAGGAAGACGGAAUUUUGUUCCAGAGUUUCAUGUAGAUUUAUUCACAUAAAACUACAGCACAAAUGUUGAUCGCAGUCCUACAUCAUCAGAGAACGUGUAUUUGUGAGAGCUUUAAUGCCAAAAUAAUUUUCAUUAUCUUGGUUAGUUGCUUGGGCUACGCAAUAUAUUUGGCAUGCAUUGUAUUGCAAAAUUAAUUCUAUGAUAUAAAUCGUGUGCCGCAGCAAUGAAGGAUUAGGAAAGCUAUGACGGAGAUGAAAUUCGAGUAAAAUUUUGCUGUAUUACUAACUUUAACAUAGAUAAUCAAUUAAAACUCAGCAGUUUUCACAUUUUUGAAGAGACAAAGAAUUCUCAAUUAAACGAAAAUUUUGGAGCAUUGAUGUUGCUUUCGUUGUGGAUUUUAGGUUUAGUACUUGACUCUUUCUGACAGCUUCACCCCUCCUGCACUUUCGGUGUUGUAAUGAUAACGCAAGAAUUUAUAGGUAACACAAGGGAAAUUUAUAGGGAAUGAAUAUUACGCAAUUCUGUAUCGUCCUAACGAUUGAUCACAUGCCAAAAAUUGUAUUGUUUGCAUAAAUGAGCCAGAAAAAGGCCGGUAAUUUUGUCAUAUGUUUCCCUUGAUGAAAUAAUAAAAAAUUAUAAUUCGUCUAUUAAGAUAGGAACAACAAAAAUUACCCUGAUGCGUUCCAUGUCGCUGCAGGUGUUUCAAUCAAUUGACAUUACAUCGAAUCGAUAAUUAUUUUCGCAAAAUGUGAUGGUCUGCUGAAAUUAAAAGCAAGCCACAGUAAGGAAUGCGAGCUCAACCAUCGGCAAUGGGUGAAUUAAUUUGGUCUGCCAUGUCACAAUAUGACGUUCAUGGAUAAUCUUAAAUGUUACUCAUAUUGCUUCGUUUCUCAGUAAUUUUUGAAAAUGUAUCAUUCAUAUGAACUCCAUUUUCUAAUUUUAGCGCGCAAGGAACUUCUUAAUAUGAUCCUUUCAUGGUCCGAUUUACUGAAUAAAAUCGCACUUCACA